GGCACGAGCUGGAGCUGCUCUCUUUCUCUCUUUCAGUACAGACUUUGUGUGUUCCCUUGUUGUGUGUGUGUCUCUCUCUCUCUGCCUCGAGCGCACGCUCCAGUCGACAAGCACACACCGUCGCCGUCGUUCGGUUGCCCUCUCUUUUUCACCGUGUGUCCGUUCGUAGCGGCCUCCUUUCCGUAUCUGGAGGAGAGACCCUUAUUCGUUCUCAGUCGUUGACGACGCGUGGUUGUGAACAGAUCGAGAGAGACUUGCGAGUGAUACAGUAGUUUCCAACCCACUGUGGUGCGACAUGCAGACUUGUGCAAAUGCGCCUCUAGUGUAGUGUUACAUUUAUUUGUACAAAGACACCAAGUGUUUAAGUAUUUUGGAUGUUAAGUGCCGGGACCGUCGUCCACCUUCCAACUGGAUUACACUGGACCAGGAAGUUCCAGGAAUCAGGACGCUGCGAGAAAAAAAUAUGGAUUACUCGACGAAAGUUACUGUCAAAAGUGGCUCCGAGCAAAGAUCUGAGAGUGAAGCGCAAGCCGAUGCUGCCUCGUCCCCAUCCAGUGUUGAAUUACCGGAGAGCGCGCACUCGUGCCCGGCCUGUUCGGCCGUGUUGCCCACCUCCGGCGACCUGACGAACCAUAUACACGGCCACAACUCGUCCCGCAGCACGGACUGCAGCGGCGAGGACGAGUACUGCUGCAACAUGUGCAACAGGAUGUUCAGCUCUUCCAGUUCCCUCAACAGGCACUUGUCGAUGCACGCAGGUGCCCGGCCGUACAAGUGCAAGUACUGCGAGAUGGCGUUCACCACGAACGGGAACAUGAACAGGCACCUGAAAACAGCGCACAGAGGCGUGUCGCCGCACAGCUGCACGGAUUCCGAGGCAAGUACCAGCGGCAGUAACAGCAGCGACUCGGAGAAAUCCAAGAGGCGACAUCUCGAGGAGUACAACAACAACGAGAUCACCAAGAGGAACUCGCCGGACUACGUCGAUCGGCGAGAUGAGGAGGAGAUGGAUCAGGAGGAGGAGGAGGAAGAGCUGUCGUUGUCGUUGCCAGCGAAGAGGAAGUACUCGGGCGACAACGAGACGCACAAGAGGCACAAGAUCCUUCUGAACAGCUCGAGGACGGAAAUGAAGCCAAGGCCGGACGACGGCCAGAACAUCUGCACCUGUCCGGUGUGCGGCCGACAGGACUUUGGCAGUAGCGCACUCUUGGAGGCGCAUCUGGAACGAAACCAUCCGGAGUUCCCCGCGAAAUGCGACAGUUGCAACCUGUCGUUCAAAAACCACCGGGUGCUGAAUCUCCAUCGGUUCAUGAUACACUUCGCGGAACACCCGGUGGGGAACACGGCGAGGAAUCUGCGAAACUCCGUGGUCGGUUUCAACGAUUUGACGUUCGUCGACUUCUCGUCGGGCAAAUUUCCAGCGAUCGCCAGGGCCGUGUGCGAGCAGUCUCUUCAUCGGCCGGCCUCCGGCGAGGUGGCCAAGUUCCAGUGCUCCAAGUGUCUGCGAGCGUUCCCCUGUAGAUCGGCGUUGGACGCUCACGAGACCGACUGCGGCAUCACCAACUCUCAGAGCCGAACGAACGACGGCCAGUCGAGGAGGGACGACUUCUUCGCUGGCCUGGACUUGCAGAACAAGGCAGCGCUGACGGAGGCGAAAGAAGGGAAAGAUCUGGCCGACAUACAGAGCAUCAUUAGCGUCACGUCUGGCCCGAUACUGCAGAAUUUCCCACGAUCGGACGCGAGCACACCCGAGAAUGUCAAGUUCAAUCCAGGCGCCAGCUCAUCGGGCUCGUCCGGCACGUACUCCUCGGAGUAUCACGAGGAAGAGGCGCAGGAUGCGUUCGCCGCUGAAUUCCGAAGGAUGAAACUGAAGGGGGAGUUCCCUUGCAGGCUAUGCUCCGCGAUAUUCCCAAACCUGAGGGCGUUGAAGGGUCACAACAGAGCUCACAUGGGCGUUGGACCAGGCAUGCCAUACCCGUGCAACAUGUGUCCCUACACCAGCACCGACAAGGCAACGCUGGUGAGACACCUGAGAUCCCACAACGGCGACAGACCGUACGAAUGCUCCCUCUGCAACUACGCAUUCACCACCAAGGCGAACUGCGAACGCCACGUGCGCAACCGCCACGGGAAACUGACCAGAGAGGACAUCAAGAGCGUCCUCAUCUACCACCCGAACGAGGACUCGACGAACGAGAACGUGGAACGAACCUCGCCGAGAGUGACGAAGGACGAGGUGAGGAAGAGCUUGGUUUUCCCGACCGAGCGAGGCGAUCACCUUCAUCACCAGGCGCAGGUGCACUAUCCUCCACCGAUCAGAGGAGAAAUUAGGAUAAUAGAAGAAGCGAAACUGCACAACGCCGCGAUGGGGGCGGCACACCACGGUGUGAUGAACCACUGCGACAAGAGCGAGGCGUUCACGAGGCUCGGCCAGCCCAUGGCGAUGAUCCAAGCGCGCGGCAACGACGGAAAGCCCGGCCAGGAUGCCAAGUCGGACUAUUCGAAGCUGGACGACGACCUGGAAUCGAGAUCGUCCGAAGGUAGCGUGUCUCUAGUCACCGAAACGAAGUCAGAACCGCACCAAAGAGUACAAUCUAGUCCAAUAAACUUGAAGAAAGUUCUGAACCUGUCCGAGACGUCCGGCGAGGACGGGCCGCUCGACCUGUCGAUGGACGUGCUGGAUCUCAGCAAGAAGUCGAGGAACAAGGACGAGAACAACUCUGCCGUGUCCCACGAGCAAUACGGUAAAAGCCAGAAGGAUCUGUACAACCACUUGUUCCUCACGGAGGCAUUCCUGAAGGCUGGCCACAGCAGCUCUCAGCCGACCUCGCUCGAAACUCUGUACGCCAACGCCAUUUACAGAAACUUAAGCCAAACGUACCAGACCGGCGUCGGCGCUGGAAUUCUGCCGCCGUACAUGUUCAAUCCCCACAUAUUCGGCCAGGACUUCGCUGUGAAGGACAGGUUGGAGAAAGACUUGGUCAGAGGUCUGCAACUGACCAGCGGUGGCACUUUGGUGGAGCCGUCGACCAGCAGCGCUGGCUUCAGCGCAUACACACAGAACAGAGACAUGAAUCCUCAGUCAGCCGAGCAGAGCGAAUACGCGAAGCUGAUAUCUUCCAAGAUGGUGAACAAGGGAGUGACGAGCCGCGACAAGCCGGACAGCAUGUCGUCGUCGAACUCGGUGAAAAUGGUGAUCAAGAACGGGGUGCUGAUGCCUAAGCAGAAGCAACGAAGAUACAGGACCGAGAGGCCUUUCUCUUGCGAGCAUUGCUCGGCGAGGUUCACGCUGAGAAGCAACAUGGAGAGACACAUCAAGCAACAACAUCCGCAACACUGGAGCCAAAGACCCAGGGGUGGCCACUCCACGAGAGGAAGACCUCCUGCCAGUCACCCCACGUUGCUGCAAAAUCUUGGACAGCCGGCUCCUCAGGUUCCCCAAUCGUACGCCAACAUUCUGCCGAAGAGCGAAGAGUCGGCAGAAUUCGCGAGGCACUCCAUCUCCGACCAGGUGAAAUACGCGAUCCUGACGCAGAAGCUGAGGGCGAACAAGAUCGAGGACAACGACUCCGAGGAAGAGUUGGUGAUAGACGAAGGCCCGCAAGAGAAGGAUUGUCAAGAGUCUCAGGAUCAGAAGGAGAAAAGUCUGUUGAGGGGGCAGUUGGAAGGUGGAGAGUCCGCGAAAGAGACUCCGGCGAGGGAUUCGUCGAGAACCGACUCGAACGAGGCUGACGGUAAAGAAGCGAACGUGAAAGUAGAGACGAAGGAGGAGAGCCCUGCCGAGGCAGAUCACGACAGAUCGGCCGACAAGAGUCCUAGCAAAGCGUACAGGACGAGACCGGUGGCGGUGAAGAGCGAGAAAAAGGAAGACGAAAACACUGACCUGGCUAGCGUUUCAGAGUUAUUGGACAACGCGUGCCAACAGUAUCCGGAGUUUCAGUCGCAAUACCUGAGCGACGAGGAAGGCCUGGUGGCGUCCAACAGCGAGUGCCACAAUUCAGGCAGCGACGAAAAGUCUGACUCGGUGAACUCAGUCAGCUCCGUGACCGCGCCGUCGAAAAAAAAAAAAAAAAAAAAGAAAAAGAAAUCGGCAUACUCGAUGGCGCCGAACAAAGUGAUCUGCCCGUACUGUCAGCGCCCGUUUCCCUGGACGUCGUCUCUUAGGAGACACAUUCUCACCCAUACAGGACAAAAGCCCUACCAGUGCACUCAUUGCUCGCUUCUGUUCACCACAAAGUCGAACUGCGACCGUCACCUGCUGAGGAAGCACAAGACAAACCCAAACAAAGUGCACAGAGCGAGAAACUCCUCUUCCCCGGACUCCCAACCGGUCGUCAAUAGCAACAACUCGUUCUCCACGAGGAACGUACCGGAAAGACCGUACAAGUGCAAUCAGUGUCCCAGCUCGACAUUCUCGACGCUGGGCAACCUGAAGAAACAUCGUUCUACGAAGCACGGUCGGAAGUUGAAGUCGCGAUCGGACACACCGUCCAGCGAGCCACAGAACAGCCCGCCGGAGUGCCCGAAGCAGAACAACGAGCAAACCGACUACGACAGCCAAUCAUCGAGCGUAUCCGAGGGCAUAGAGCCUUCAUCCGUGGCAACGCUUCCCAAGACCAACUCCAACACCUCGUCGACAAACGACACGGCCAGGUCGAGGAGAUCCUCGCCGCGAACCUCGCCCGGACCUAGCGACGUGCCGUUCAAAUGCCACCUGUGUGACUGUGGCUUCGCCGACCGCCAAGAUUGCCUGGAACACAUCAAGGUGAAUCACAAAAGAUCGUACGAGAUGCUGGUGGCGAAAGGAGCGUUGGACAUGGACAUUGACGCGAUGGAAGAGCAGCAACAGCCACCGCCGCAACACCAGACCAGCGACGGUGAAGAGAAACGAGGACGUUUCCCAGACUACAGCAACAGGAAGGUGGUCUGCGCUUUCUGCAUGAGGCGGUUCUGGUCCGCGGAGGAUCUCCGACGUCACAUGAGGACGCACACCGGCGAACGGCCGUUCUCCUGCGACAUUUGCUGCAGGAGAUUCACUUUGAAGCACAGCAUGCUGCGGCACAGGAAGAAGCACGAGUCCAUCGACUCGACAAUGUACGUCGGCACGAGCGGCGACGAGGAGAACUCGCCGUCGCAGCCGUCCGGCCAACAACAGCAAAUGUUGCUAACGACGACGAACAACGGGAAUCCCCACAUUCAGGACAGGAUCGCGACACACUUGCCGACCGCCGCUCCGAUCGCAGCCAGCGACGCGGCUGCACCGAGCGGAUUAAUCAGAUUCAAUCCGUACGAGAAACUGACGACGCUCUCCGGGAAGCUGGCCAGCAUCCCGCAGAAUGUGAACCCGGACGCGGAGAGCACGGACAACGACUUGAUUUCAAAUCUACUGGGGAUAGGAGACAAGAGUUUCAUCGACAAGGUGCUGCAGGCAUCGCCCGACGAUGCUGCCAAAUUGUUGGGAGUAAACCACAGCCACGAGUGAAAUAAACUCACAUGUUGUUUCUUUCUUUCUGUUUUUUUUUUUUUUAAUUUUUUUUUAUUUUUUUUUUUUUUUUGGACAUUUCACGACUGUGCCUUAAGUUCUUCGAACUGAUCUUCGCGUCGUAGAGUCAGUGCCAGUAGGUACUUACUCACCGAGGUAAACGAAAAAGUAUCUGUGAUGUGCUGUCGAUGACUUGUUGAAAAUUGCGUUUCUCAAAUUUCCUGCGGCGUGUUCUUUCUUUUUGUUUCAAAGACUGAAAGAAUUCGUUUCAUCACACAGGGAUACUUCUGGUACUUUCUUAGUUGACGCGUGAUCGCUUAGCAAGUGAACGUUGCAAUAAAAAUUUCAGAUAUUAAACGAAUCGUCGAUUUUUUUUUUUUUUUUUUUCUCUGCAUAACGCCAGUUGAUCAGUUGGGAUCACUCUCACAGUAGGAUUAAGUACCUACUUGCAUUCCCUAUCUGUUUUGUUUUUCUCUUUGUGUCUCUCUUUUAAACUACUACCAAUCUCUACGUACCUCUCUUGUAUAUAGAACCACGCGUACGUACAUGCGAGACACGUAUCGUUUCUAGUAAGAAAUAAGCCUUGCCAAUACGAGAUCCUAUGGAAAGGAUGGACGACUCUAAUCUUUCUUACGUGCCACGAUCGAAGAUUGAAAAGGAGAACGCCACGACGCGUGAAUCGAUCGGGCCCCACUGAUGAAUAAACCCAAAGACGCAUUUUAGACAACGAAUUAAGUUAGCCAUAUGAAUAUGUACUUCUAUUUAUUGUUCGUUACAUAUUUAAAGCAGAGUUUUCCUCGCCACGAUAUGUGGUGGCUUUGGAUAUUGUUCCGAGUAGCACCAGUUCCCCAUGGACACGAGAUUUUCAGAGGAUGGUAAAAAAAAAAAAAAGUGGAUGAAAAAUCCACCGUAUAAAAAUUUUCGUUCUCUAUAUUUAUUAGCCUCGGAGAUAUAAAAAAAAAAGGAGAAAAACUUUCAAACAGAAAUUGCUCGGCAACGUCUGUAUAGCAUUUUAUGCAAUAUUUUUGCGAACGUUCUUUUCAUUUCAAUCAUCCCGGAAGCUAAUAAAUGUUCGAAGGUUCUCCCAACCCCUGAAGAUCUCACGUCGACUAUGGAACUGGUGCCUCUUGGAAUUACAGCCCUGUCUUUUGACGAGGAAAAGAAGUCUCGAAAGUCUCGUGAGUCGAAGCAGACGGAACGAAACCGAGGGGAGAGUCGCGUUCGAUUUAUUGAUCGCGGAAACCGAGCUGCGGGGCUCAGUCGGUAAUGUAGCAAUAUAGGAAAGAAAGUUUAUCGUAACUUUAUAAACGUAUAUAAAUACGUAUGUAUUUAUAUAUAUAUAUAUAUAAAACAAACUUUCUUUUCUAUUCUUGCCUAUACAUACAUAUACAUAUAUAUAUAAUAUACAUAAUAAUCGAUUCAUAUUACAUAUAUAUGUAUGUAUGGGUAAUAAUCGAUUUCUAUUCCGUCGGGUAAAAGAUUGCAUAUGUACAUAUGUAGAUAGUCCAAUUAAAACACUCUGGUGUAGUCGUAUCGUACAUAGUCCACGUUUAACGAAGUCUCCUAGAAAACGAGGGAAACGAUAUUUAAGAAAAGAAGAAUGUAACCAUACCAAAUAGUCGGCCUCGGUUUUCAGACAUCGGCCCACUGGAUCUCUCGCCAGUAAAAUAAAAUCUCUCCGAGCCGACCGAUGAAAUAUUUGUAUCUUGUAACCGUACAUACCUAUUUUUUUUCUUCUUCUUCCGUCUCUGUUCUCUUCUCUCUCUCUCUCUCUCCCCCACGUUCCUCUCUUUCCGAUACACUUCCGUACUUAAUUUUCGCCGUUCCGUAAUGUGAUGUAUUAUUAUUAUCCAUUCUCUGCAUCUCCGACUCUCUAUUUUAUAUUCCCUUUUUCUUCUAUCCUAUCCUGCCCUUUCUUCGAUUUUCUCUUUAUCUUUGCUUCCUCCUCCCUCUUCAAACUUUCACUGUAUUUAUUCGUUUUUUUAGCGAGAAAAGGCUGCGUGCGAAUCGACGUGUGUGCUCGUUGAACGUUGAGCGUUACGAGUUCAACAAUGAGGGGUGUCUUUCCUCCUUCGUCCUUUUUUAAUUCUCGCCCCGAUGAGCGACGAACGUAUAAAUCUUGUAGGAGAUAAUUUUUAAUCUGCCGGCAUAUGUAUGAAUAUAGUUACGCUACACGCAUAAAACAAUCGCUCUAAUUGCGACGUGUCAAACCUCGAGGAAUCCAUCUUUCCACCAGAUUGAACGGAACAAAAUACCUGUAGUUUUAAGGUUAAGAACGUUUGUUAUAAAUUUCGAAAGUCAAAACAUAUGUAUAGAAGUACCGGGAAUGCAAAUUAUAAGGCUAUCCCUCGGGGUUUGAGGCAUUGGUGAAAAAGAUUUGAACACCCUCUUUGUCGCGGCGACAACGUACUUCUUGAGAAAUGUCUCUUGUAUUCUUUUUUGUUUUUUUUUUCGUUAUGCAUCAGAAAUCAAAUAUGUAUUUGAUACGUUAGUUUUCUUUUGCCACGAAGGACACCCCGAUAAUUUUAUUCUGAAACUGGCUGUUUCUUUUUUCUCGAAUCGUUGUUGAAAAUUAUUAUAUUUUUUAAAUUUAGCGAAAUUUACUCUACACUAUGUAUUGUUGAUGAAAUGAUUCUCGAACAGUUCAUUUCAUUCGAAAUUAGAUUAAUUUAUUCGUUGUUAAUAUUUUGAAUACUGAACGUACAUUGUCCGGAUGAACGUUUGAAAGAAAGAAACAAAAAGUGAAAAUAUUGACGACUGAGAGAGGAAGUUGCAAUACGAAAACAGAAAACGCUGUUUCAAGCCUCCACGUCGAUGCAGCACAACGUGUCAGCGAAAUCUAGGCAAACGAAAAAAAAAAAAAAAAAAAAAAACAAAAGGAUCUAUUUAUUAAAAAAAGGUAAAAUACGUUCGAAUAUUUUUAAUGACAUUUUUCUGAUUUGUUAAAAAAAAGAAUAAUGCUAUUUGUAGCGCACGUGUACAUAAUUAUGUUGUAUUCUUGUUUAAACUUUGCCUAUGAAUAAGAAUAUACCAUGUCAAAAUGAAAAAAAAAUUCACGGCUCCUUUCUCUUUCUAUUCUAAUUAUUUCUAAACGCAGCAGGGAAUAAUUAGAGUAGACGAAGCCCUUUCCACAAUUUUUAUUUCCCGUCGAAUGCUAUAAUAUUUCACUAAUAGUAACGUCCAGUAAAUAAUAUCAAUUAAAGUAAUAAAUUAUUAAGAGCAACCAAGCAUAUAUAUCACUAUUUACAUAUAAAUAUUACACAUUUCACUAAUUUGCGUUCUACUAUAAAACGCUAUUGAUAAAAUAGCGUCGAAUGCCGAUAUAAGAAAGACUCGCUUGCAUUUCCAUACUUCUUUUUUUUAUCUCUCUCUCUCUCUCUCUCUUUCGUUCUUGCGCGCGCUCGCUUUCUCACUCUCACUCUCUCUCAAAUCUUUGCACUUCCGCUUUUCAACUCACUCGGGAGACAUAUUGUCGAGGGAGUAACAUUCGCGGUCCCAUUAUCCGUGUCAACAUUUACCUACAAAACGCUUUUAGUCACUCUAUCACGAUUAUACAAACGUAUGUGCGUUUAACAAGAGACACUUAACUAUUGGAUUCGAUCAAACAACACCGAGGCUCGUAUGGAGCUUUCUAUUAAAGAUUUUCAAUCUUAAAACGUUCAAAGUAGCAACGAGUAUUUAUUAUUCCGGUGCAAUUUAAAACAUCUGCGGAUCUUCCGAUAAUCGCUUCGUGGAUUACAAACAGCCGUAUUGGGAGAAAUUUUUGGUCACGUUUCAUUUCGCUUUCUGUGAAAAACACGAACAGUAUAUAUAUAUAUAUACGAAUUGAACGCAUUUGAACGUAACACGUUAUAGCUGCGUUCCUCAACGAUCAAUCCAUGAUCCCAUCUGAAGAAGGAUCAUUUCAUAAUUAGCGCGCCGUACUAGAAAAAUCUUUGCCCAAACAUCUUACAAACGAUUCUAAAUAAAUCAUCUUAAGUACUUAA
This is a messenger RNA of Frieseomelitta varia, 9468 nucleotides long. RefSeq names its product ras-responsive element-binding protein 1-like. Bases 464 to 5482 code for a protein of 1672 amino acids. The transcript has 4 exons. The record is from RefSeq and is a predicted model, not a curated record. Gene Ontology annotation, cellular component: nucleus. Gene Ontology annotation, molecular function: RNA polymerase II cis-regulatory region sequence-specific DNA binding; DNA-binding transcription activator activity, RNA polymerase II-specific. Gene Ontology annotation, biological process: regulation of transcription by RNA polymerase II. NCBI's taxonomy places the organism in Eukaryota, Metazoa, Arthropoda, Insecta, Hymenoptera, Apidae.